AUAUAGCGUAAAAAAACUGGACAAAUGAAGAUCAGAAACUAUGGUUUCCUUCUAGCAGCUAUUUUAAGUUUGGUUUCUGCAACAAGGAACAAGCCAUUUGCAACAUACAAAAGUCCCCAUCUUCAACAAGUACGCAAAGACUUCAAUUCUGCUCAAGCUGCUUUGCAAAAGAUGCAGGGACUUGACAGCAUGGAAAGGGCAGGAGAUAAGAAUGAGAAUGCCAUUGAAGGGCUAAGGAGACUUGGUUCAACGCCACCAAAUUGUGAGCACAGAUGUGGAAGGUGCAAACCAUGUAUUGCUAUUCAAGUACCUACAAAAGCAGACCAUUUGGAGGUACAAUAUGCCAAUUACGAACCUGAAGGUUGGAAAUGCAAGUGUGGCACUUCUUUAUUCGAUCCUUAAAAAGUUUUCCCCUUUUGCCUUCCCAUUUCUUUUUUGGCUUCAAAAGUGCAGCGUUUCCACUCUCCUGCAUGUGUAAACUAUUGAAAAAUGAACACUCAUCUGUUCAAUGUACUUCUUUCCAUUUUAUGUGACAAUGAGAUGAGUGA
This is a messenger RNA of Nicotiana tabacum (common tobacco), 548 nucleotides long. RefSeq names its product EPIDERMAL PATTERNING FACTOR-like protein 5. Gene Ontology annotation, biological process: stomatal complex development; guard cell differentiation. The record is from RefSeq and is a predicted model, not a curated record. NCBI's taxonomy places the organism in Eukaryota, Viridiplantae, Streptophyta, Magnoliopsida, Solanales, Solanaceae.